AGCAAGGGGGGCGAGCGAGAGAGAGAGAGAGAGCAAGCGUCAGCACUCCAUGCGUUAAAAAGGGCAGAUGGUAACGGCGGGGAACAGGGGAGCAAAGCCCUCCUCUGGACGCGCAGCCAAAGAUCAGGGCGGCCACUCAACGCAUGCGGCCGGAACGCGGCGCAGUUAAGCUGGCCGGCAGAACACAUCGGCGGCGGCGACGGCACGCUGACAGUGCUGCCCAUGCUUCCUCUUCUUCUUCUUCUUCUUCUUCUCUGAGCCCACGCUGACAGGACACAGCAGAGCAGCAGCGCAGGAAAAAAAGUGUGCAAGGAGGAAGAGAAGGAGCCGCGAUUGCAGCGGGCAUACCGGGGGCAACAUUUGGGAGAAAGCCCCGAGCCAAAAGCCAAGCGGAAGAAAAGAAGGAGGCGCAUUUAGGACCUGCGAAAUAUUUCAAGGAGAAACUUGAGAAUUCAUCAGCCCGAGCGGCAGGCAGCGCGAGCGGACUCAACUCUGCGCGUUGCGCUCUCAGCGCCAGUCCGGGGAAAAAAAAAAAAGUCGUCGAGGAGCUUCCAAUGGCGUGCUACUACAUCGUGAUCAGCUCCACCCACCUGCGUGACGGACAGCUCAGGAGCAUCAAAGGGGUGUUCCGAGGACCAAUCGGAGCCGGCGGACGCAAAAACAACCAAACGGAUGAGGGCGCCUCCAGCAACCUGUACUGCGAGCUGUGCGACAAACAAUAUGUGCGCCAGCAGCAGUUUGACAACCACAACAACUCCUACGACCAUCACCACAAGCAGCGUCUGAAGGAGCUGAAGCAGCGCGAGUUCCACCGGGCGGCGGCCUGCCGGAGGCAAAGGGAAGAGCGGCGGGAUGAGCGGCUGCUGCGCAAGAGGCUGCGGCAUCGCUCGCGGGGCGAGGACAAAGCCGACCGGCGCCGCGCCUCGGGUUCGGGCCCCAUGUUCCGCUCCACCACCGUGGCGGUGGAGCCGGCGAGCGCCACGGAGAAGGACGGCAGCCACGGCGUGGGCGCUCCGGGGCCAGAUCCUCAGAGUCUCAACGACCCGUCCCAACGACGCAACGCAAACAACGUCACGCCGGGCGACGUCACCCCCGAAAACGGCGCCUUUCGCAAGAUCCCUUGGGCGACCGCUUUCUUCAGCGACGCCAUACGAGCCAACGACACCGACGACGACCAGCCAGCUAACGGUGAAAACAAAGCCUUUGCCGCCAACAGGGGGCGCCCCGUUUGCUUCUCGCUGCCCAAGAGGAGCUGCGUUCUCCUGCACCGGGCGGCCGCCGUCUUUAUCCAAGCCGGGCGGAGCUCGCGGGACAGCGAAAGCGCAACGCCGGAUGGGAAGCAGAUCUCCUCGGCGCCGUGCGUCCGCGCUCGGACCCGAGAAUUGGAUGACAAGCUGAAAGGCCUCCUGUCUUUAUGCGAGCGGCGGCGUGGGACCGGAGACCAAGUGGACGCCGGAGGCGGGACGGCAGCCCAAGAUGGAAGCGGGAGUCGGCUCGGAGACAAAGUGAGCGGAAAUCAAGACCUCGAAGUGAUCGACGGCCGGCUUACCGCAGCUCAAAGCGCCACGGGAGACCAAAGCAAGGAAGGGGGUAGGACGACAGCCCAGGACGGUCGUCAAACUCCAACCGGCCAGUCAAGCGGGGGAAGUGGGACUUGGGCUGAAGACCAAAGUAGAACUGAUGGCGAGUGUGGGCCAGGAGCUCGUAUCAGAGCCUCGAGCUGUGCUCAGGCCGCAACCGAAACUGAAGUCACCCCAGGUGGUGAUGGAAGCGAGACCGGAGUCCGACUUGUGGGUCCGAGCGCCACGGGACCUCGAAUCAGUCGAGGGACUGCGAGCGCUGCCCACUUGACCGGCGACCGGGACCUCGGCGGAACGGGAGCCGCACCGUUUCAUGGGGUCAGCGCAAGAGUCAUCCAAGAGGGCGGCGCCAUCGGGACCGGAGCCGGUCUCGAGAACGGAACUUGGCAGAGUGGGGCAGCGCUUGAACUCAUGCCAAGGUGCGCCGCGCGAGAUCAAGAUGGAGCCGGAGUCGCCGUCGGAAGUGCGACCGGAGCUGAAGGUUGCCGGCAAAAUGAGACAGGAACCCAGAAGGGAGGCGCACGCCGGCCCGGAACCGGUGCCGAGAACGGAACUGAAAGUCUAAGAAGUGGGACCGGGAGCCGACCGAGCGCCGCCGGUCAUCGCGCGCCCAGUGAGGAUCCGCCGCCACCGCUGCCUUUCAAGUGUCAAAGUCCCGCCUUUGAAACCUCCGACAAAGCGGACUUGGCCCAACUGCGACAUUUUUCCGCAUUGCUCCAAAAAGCAAAAUGCGAGAAACCAGCCCGAGACUCGAGUCCGACACGAACCCCGACGUGGCCCGCGGGUCGGCCCUCGCGACCCUUUUGUCCCGUCCUGAGCCGCGACGGCACCCGCGUCCUGCCAUGGCCCUCGGAGAUGCUCCGCCGCACCCGGACGUCGCCCUCGCUUUCCUACAGCGUCAACCCGCUGCUAUACGACUUCCGAGCGCACGCGCGCGGCCGCGGGCGAGCGCCCGCCGGGAUAAAGUCGGCGGUGAUCAAACGAGUCGUCCGCCAACGCGAGCGGGAACGCGGCGGGGCCGAGUCGGAUGAAAGCCGGGAUGAGAAUCGAGGAGGACAGCCGUGCUAG
Molecule: messenger RNA, 2648 nt
Organism: Hippocampus zosterae (dwarf seahorse)
Lineage: Eukaryota; Metazoa; Chordata; Actinopteri; Syngnathiformes; Syngnathidae
Exons: 6
Coding region: 555-2648 (697 amino acids)
Cellular component (GO): nucleus
Source: RefSeq, a predicted model, not a curated record